Molecule: messenger RNA, 3861 nt
Organism: Echinops telfairi (small Madagascar hedgehog)
Lineage: Eukaryota; Metazoa; Chordata; Mammalia; Afrosoricida; Tenrecidae
Gene: COLEC12
Product: collectin subfamily member 12
Exons: 11
Coding region: 1-2526 (841 amino acids)
Molecular function (GO): low-density lipoprotein particle binding; pattern recognition receptor activity
Source: RefSeq, a predicted model, not a curated record
AUGCCGAAAGAUACUAUGAACCUGAAGGAACUCCCCAAGGCCAUCCAGUAUAACCCUCGCACUCACAGGGCUUUCCUCUUUGGGGGCACCUCCGUCAGGGUGGUCAGACUUUUUACAGUGCAACUAAGGGCCAAGGGGGUGAACACAAAGAGUGAGGCCUAUAAGACUGAGACGCUGAAGUUACUCUCUUGCCACACUGACCACAUCCCAUUGGUCAAACCAAGGAGAUGGGUCCCAAAGAAGGGGAAUGCCUAUUUCCCUUUUGAUGAGAGGAAUGGCUGGCUGGUGGAGGAAUGGGAACAAUACGACUUUGCAGAGGAGGAGGAGGUGCAGUCCUUCGGCUACAAGCGGUUUGGUAUUCAGGAAGGAACACAAUGUACAAAAUGUAAAAAUAACUGGGCACUGAAGUUUUCCAUCAUAUUAUUAUACAUCUUGUGUGCCUUGCUAACAAUCACAGUAGCCAUUUUGGGAUACAAAGUUGUAGAGAAAGUGGACGCGGUCACAGGGGGCGUGGAGACCUCUCGCCAAACCUACGAUGAUAAGCUCACCGCAGUGGAGCGCGACCUGAAAAGAUUAGGGGAUCAAACUGGAAAGAAAGCUAUCAGCACCAACUCAGAGCUCUCCAACUUCAGAUCAGACAUUCUGGAUAUCCGCCAACAGCUUCGGGACAUUACAGAGAAAACCAGCCAGAACCAAGAGACGCUGGGGAAGUUGCAGGCAAAUGAGGACUCGCUGGUGGAUAGGCAGAGUCAACUGAAAGAAACUUUGGAGAAUAACUCUUUCCUCAUCACCACUGUCAACAAAACCCUGCAGGCGUAUAACGGCUACGUCACGAAUCUGCAGCAAGACACCAGUGUGCUUCAGGGAAAUCUACAGAACCAAAUGUAUUCUCAUAACGUGGUCAUUAUGAACCUCAACAACCUGAACCUAACCCAGGUGCAGCAGAGGAACCUGAUCACCAAUCUGCAGCGGUCUGUGGAUGACACCAGCCAAGCUAUCCAGCGAAUCAAGAACGACUUCCAAAAUCUGCAGCAGGUAUUCCUUCAAGCCAAGCUGGACACGGAUUGGCUGAAGGAGAAAGUGCAAAGCUUGCAGACUCUGGCUGCCAACAACUCUGCCUUGGCCAAAGCCAACAACGACACCUUGGAGGACAUGAACGGCCAGCUCAACUCAUUCACAGGUCAGAUGGACAACAUUACCAGUGUCUCCCAAGCCAAUGAGCAGAACCUGAAAGACCUUCAGGACUUACACAAGGAUGCCGAGAACAGGACAGCCUUCAAGUUCAGCCAACUAGAGGAGCGGUUCCAGAUCUUUGAGACGGAUAUUGUGAAUAUUAUUAGCAACAUCAGUUACACAGCCCACCACCUGCGGACACUGACCAGCAACCUGAAUGAGGUCAGGACCACUUGCACAGAUACCCUGACCAAACACACAGAUGACCUGACCUCCUUGAACAAUACACUGGCCAACAUUCGUUUGGAUUCCGUUUCUCUCAGGAUGCAGCAAGAUAUGAUGAGGUCCAGGUUAGACACUGAAGUGGCGAACUUAUCAGUGAUUAUGGAAGAAAUGAAGCUAGUGGACUCCAAGCAUGGGCAGCUCAUCAAGAAUUUCACAAUACUACAAGGUCCUCCAGGUCCCAGGGGUGCCAAAGGUGACAGAGGAUCACAGGGACCUCCUGGCCCAACAGGCAACAAAGGACAGAAAGGCGAGAAGGGAGAGCCGGGCCCACCAGGCCCAGCCGGCGAGAGAGGCCCAAUCGGACCUGCUGGCCCCCCUGGAGAGCGUGGCGGGAAAGGCUCCAAAGGCUCACAGGGCCCCAAAGGGUCCCGUGGGUCCCCUGGGAAGCCUGGCCCUCAGGGCGCCAAUGGGGACCCAGGACCCCCAGGCCCAAUGGGCAAGGAUGGACCUCCUGGCCCCCAGGGACCUCCCGGCUUCCAGGGCCUUCAGGGCACUGUUGGGGAGCCCGGGGUGCCUGGACCCCGAGGGCCUCCAGGCUUACCAGGGGUGCCUGGUCUGCCUGGCUCCAGAGGUCUUCCUGGGCCCCCUGGCCCAUCAGGAGCAGCUGUACCCCUGGCCCUACAAAACGAGCCAACCUCAGCACCCGAAGCCAAUGGCUGCCCUCCGCACUGGAAGAACUUCACAGACAACUGCUACUAUUUUUCUGUUGAGAAAGAAAUUUUUGAUGAUGCCAAACUUUUUUGUGAAGACAAGUCUUCACAUCUUGUCUACAUAAACACAAGAGAGGAACAGCAAUGGAUCAAAAAGCAGGUAGUAGGGAGAGGUAGCCACUGGAUCGGCCUGACCGACGCGGAGAGUGAAAGUGAAUGGAAGUGGCUGGACGGGACAUCCCCGGAGUACAAAAAUUGGAAAGCUGGACAACCAGAUAACUGGGGCCAUGGCCACGGGCCAGGAGAGGACUGCGCUGGGCUGAUUUACGCUGGGCAGUGGAACGACUUCCAGUGUGAAGACAUCAAUAACUUCAUUUGCGAAAAAGUCAGAGAGACAGCACUAUCAUCUGCAUUAUAAUGGGCUAUGAAGUAAUAACAGGAGCAAAGUUUCAGAUGGCUUCCAAAACCAGAGGAUACUCCUUUCUCGUCAAAUUGAAGAAAAGCACUGAAAACCAAGUACUGAAAAUAUUGACAGCAGUGUGUAUUACCAUGUACUAUUACCCAAGGACAUGGGAGUGAAAUAGUUCUCCCAGCGUGAUACGUUGAUUAUCAGUGUACAGAUGGACUGACUCAAAUACAUUUUUGUCAGCCAGUAACCAUUCCAAUUCUGCAAGUUCUACCUUCCAUCGUAUGGAAUGCUCCAGUCUGGAAAGGACUAAAGAACUAAAACAUAUCACUGGGUAAACAGUACCUUCCAUUUCUGAAAAUCCCCAACGUAGGAAAAAUAUACAGACAUACAGAUAUAUAGUCCAACUCUUAGUAAUAUGAAAUAUACUUAAAGAGCUUUUAAAACUUUGUAUUUUUGUACAAAAUAUUUUCUUUUUACAAUCUUUCCCUUUUUUGCCAUUUUAUCAAUCUAAUACAUGGAACCAAAGAAAAACAUAAUGGUACUAAUAAGUAGGGUUUCUUAUCAGAUUGCAUUAUACCCAAAGGCAGAGAAUUUUUUCAGUUGUGGUUUUAAAAAGUCAUUAAAUAUAUUUGUGUGUGUGGCUAUUUUAAUGUAUCAUUUCCUCUGAGGAGUCCAAUCCCUUGAACUGUUAGAAAUAUCUCUGCAAAUUUUGCCAGUGUAGGUCAUGCCUUGGCACACACAUGACUCAGCCACGCAGACAGUGAGCACAACACCCACCAGGGCUCUGGCUGUGUGCCCGGCCAGCCCCGGAAAAUGUGGUCAAGUUGAGGAGGUGCUUUUACUUCAUCUAGGAGGAGUUGGGUGUAGAGAGGACCAGAUUACUUGACUCUGGUGAUCUCGAAGAAUCUGUUUUCCUAUUGCAGUCUGAAUAUACAUGGUGUCAGACCCAGAUCGUUAACUGUCAGGACAAUACGGUAUCAUACCAGCCAACGGCAAGAGGCAUUAAAAAGAUGGGAACCAGCCAUGAGCUACCAAGAAAGAUUGGUUCCUGAAGUCAGGUUUCAAGAAUGCCAAGGCACAGGCAGUAUGAAAUGCAAGAACACAUUCUGGCCACUGGUUUGGACCCUUACAAAGACUCUGAGCCCAUCUUCCUUCUACUCUUUGACUUGCCAUUGAAAAAAAUCUAAGGUGAAAUGUGUUGAAAAUAGACAUUAGCUGUAACUGAUGCUCAAAAGUCAGAUUUCCAUCCAAGCUCCUCCUCCCCUCCCAAGAAACUCCCCAGGCAAGUGCUGCUACCUAUCUCAAAUCAAAUGGUAAAAAAAUAAAGAAUGAGUUUGAAUUUCA